Penicillium argentinense is the source of this 255-nucleotide messenger RNA. RefSeq lists its product as uncharacterized. Lineage: Eukaryota; Fungi; Ascomycota; Eurotiomycetes; Eurotiales; Aspergillaceae. The transcript has a single exon. The record is from RefSeq and is a predicted model, not a curated record. The coding region runs from base 1 to 255 and encodes 84 amino acids.
AUGGACCAUUCGGAAAACUUCGUCGGCCAUGUUGUACGCUAUGCAAAGCCAGCGGUCGUUGUCGCCAUGUUGGAUCAAGAAAAGAAGAACGUCGUCUACAAUGUACGGUAUCGGCGUCUCUAUCUGGUCGGCCAAUUCCGGAAUUCGCUCCAGUUCCGAAAUGACCUUCGACCAGCGAGAAUCAGUGGCGUGGCCUACAAUGACUCGUUGCUAGAAAUCAUCACUCAACUCUAUGGUCGACGUAAGGAAGGCUAG